Messenger RNA from Oreochromis aureus, 2451 nucleotides. Its product is annotated as deleted in malignant brain tumors 1 protein-like. The annotation marks the transcript as partial. Gene Ontology annotation, cellular component: membrane. NCBI's taxonomy places the organism in Eukaryota, Metazoa, Chordata, Actinopteri, Cichliformes, Cichlidae. The record is from RefSeq and is a predicted model, not a curated record. The transcript is spliced from 10 exons.
GGAUUUGGAUCAAACACAUGUGAACAUGGUCAUGAUGCUGCUGUCAUCUGUUCAGAUGUGUCUAUUCUUUUAACUGGAUCUGGAUCAACUCAAUGUUCUGGCAGAGUUGAAGUUUAUCACAAUAACAGCUGGGGAACAGUCUGUGAUGAUGGCUGGGACUUAAAUGAUGCUGAGGUGGUUUGCAGACAGAUAAACUGUGGAUCAGCACUGGAAGUUCCUCCAUCAGCUGACUUUGGUGCAGGAACUGGACAGAUCUGGCUUGACAAUGUGACCUGUUCAGGAAAUGAAAGUUCUCUAACUGAGUGUCAACACAGUGGAUUUGGAUCAAACAGAUGUGAGCAUAGUCAGAAUGCUGCUGUCAUCUGUUCAGGUGAGAAAAGUUCUUUCCUUUUAGAUCUGAUCAGAUUAGCUGGGUCUGGAUCUUCUCGAUGCGCUGGCAGAGUUGAAAUCUUUCACAACAUGUGGGGAACAGUCUCUGAUUGGUACUGGAACUUGAAUGAUGCUGAGGUGGUUUGCAGACAGUUAAACUGUGGGUCGGCACUAGAAGCUACUCAAUCAUCUAAAUUUGGUGCAGGAACUGGACAGGUCUGGCUCACUGAUGUGACCUGUUCAGGAAAUGAAAGUUCUAUAACGGAAUGUCAACACACUGGAUGGGGAAACUACUACUACAUCAGCAAUUUCUACAACUAUUACUACAACUACUACUACUACUACUACUAUGGACAUUCUUAUGAUGUUGGUGUCAUCUGUUCAGGUGAGAUCAGAUUGGCUGGAUCUGGAUCAACUCGAUGUUCUGGCAGAGUUGAAGUUUAUCACAAUAACAGCUGGGGCACAGUCUGUGAUGAUGGCUGGGACUUAAGUGAUGCUGAGGUGGUUUGCAGACAGAUAAACUGUGGGUCAGCACUGGAAAUUCCUCCAUCAGCUCACUUUGGUGCAGGAACUGGACAGAUUUGGCUUGACCAUGUGACCUGUUCAGGAAAUGAAAGUUCUCUAACUGAGUGUCAACACAGUGGAUUUGGAUCAAACAGAUGUGAACAUGGUCAGGAAGCUGCUGUCAUCUGUUCAGGUGAAAAAAAACUGCUAGAAAGAGAUAAGGACAAAUGUAAAAGUUUUCAUUGUUCUUUGCCUUUAGAUCUGAUCAGAUUAGCUGGAUCUGGAUCAUCUCGAUGCUCUGGAAGAGUUGAAAUCUUGUACAAUAACAUCUGGGGAACAGUCUCUGAUUUUAACUGGGACUUAAAUAAUGCUGAGGUGGUUUGCAGGCAGAUAAACUGUGGGUCGGCACUACAAGCUCCUCGAUCAGCUUACUUUGGUCCAGGAACUGGACAGAUCUGGCUCAGUGGUGUGAGCUGUUCAGGAAAUGAAAGUUCUCUAACUGAGUGUCAACACUCUGAAUGGGGAAACUACUUCUACUACUAUAACAACAAUUUUUACUACAACUACUAUGAACAUUAUUCUGACGCCGGUGUCAUCUGUUCAGAUGUGUCUAUUCUUUUAACUGGAUCUGGAUCAACUCAAUGUUCUGGCAGAGUUGAAGUUUAUCACAAUAACAGCUGGGGAACAGUCUGUGAUGAUGGCUGGGACUUAAAUGAUGCUGAGGUGGUUUGCAGACAGAUAAACUGUGGGUCAGCACUGGAAGUUCCUCCAUCAGCUGACUUUGGUGCAGGAACUGGACAGAUCUGGCUUGACAAUGUGACCUGUUCAGGAAAUGAAAGUUCUCUAACUGAGUGUCAACACAGUGGAUUUGGAUCAAACAGAUGUGAGCAUAGUCAGAAUGCUGCUGUCAUCUGUUCAGAUCUGAUCAGAUUAGCUGGGUCUGGAUCUUCUCGAUGCGCUGGCAGAGUUGAAAUCUUUCACAAUAACAUGUGGGGAACAGUCUCUGAUUGGUACUGGAACUUGAAUGAUGCUGAGGUGGUUUGCAGACAGUUAAACUGUGGGUCGGCACUAGAAGCUACUCAAUCAUCUAAAUUUGGUGCAGGAACUGGACAGGUCUGGCUCACUGAUGUGACCUGUUCAGGAAAUGAAAGUUCUAUAACGGAAUGUCAACACACUGGAUGGGGAAACUACUACUACAUCAGCAAUUUCUACAACUAUUACUACAACUACUACUACUACUACUACUAUGGACAUUCUUAUGAUGUUGGUGUCAUCUGUUCAGGUGAGAUCAGAUUGGCUGGAUCUGGAUCAACUCGAUGUUCUGGCAGAGUUGAAGUUUAUCACAAUAACAGCUGGGGCACAGUCUGUGAUGAUGGCUGGGACUUAAGUGAUGCUGAGGUGGUUUGCAGACAGAUAAACUGUGGGUCAGCACUGGAAAUUCCUCCAUCAGCUCACUUUGGUGCAGGAACUGGACAGAUUUGGCUUGACCAUGUGACCUGUUCAGGAAAUGAAAGUUCUCUAACUGAGUGUCAACACAGUGGAUUUGGAUCAAACAGAUGUGAACAUGGUCAGGAUUAG